UGAAAGCAGCAUCAGCCGCACGGUUGCAGUGAGCCCGCAGACAGACAGACCGACAGACAGACAGACAGACAGACAGGCAGGCAGGCAGUACAGACAGCGCUGUUCUCACACACACACACACACUCUCUCUUUCAUUGGAUUGAUUGACGGUACAUCGACGGAUCGUCGCCGGUAUGAACGCGGAGGAGACGAACGUGGAGCUGAAGGAUGCUGAGACCAAAGAUGCGGAGCCGAAGGAGGCUGCGGAUCCCGCUCCGGUCGCCGCGGAUGCUGACGCGACGGAGGCCGAUGUGAGCGAAGCGGAUCUGGACCAGGAGGAGCAGGAGAAGCAGCCGAUGACCGGAGGAGAAGACCGGGCCGAGGAUGCUCCGUCUGCCGGCGGAGAAGCGGCUGCGGCGGCGGAGAAAAACGGCUCCGUGAAGCUGAAGAUGCCCGAGGAGGCGGAGGAGGUGAAAUUCACCGGGCUGAACAAAGAGGAGCUGCUGAGAGUGGCCGGGACCCCGGGCUGGGUGCGGACCCGCUGGGCGUUGCUGGUGGUGUUCUGGCUCGGCUGGUUGGGGAUGUUGGUCGGAGCCGUCCUCAUCAUCCUGCAAGCUCCUCGCUGCAGAGACCUACCCGCCACCAACUGGUGGAACAACGGCCCGCUGUACCAGAUUGGAAACGUCCAGGCCUUCACUGAUGGCCGCAACCUGAAGGGCCUGGAGCAGAAGGUGGGCAGCCUGUCUCAGCUGAAGGUUCAAGGUCUAGUGGUCGGACCGAUCCACGUCGCUCCGGCAGACGAAGCCAUGAGCCUGAGGUUCGAGGAGAUUUCCCCUGAGGCCGGAAACCUGGAGCAGUUUAAAAGCCUCGUCCAGGUCGCUCACAAGAAGGGUAUUUCUGUUGUUCUGGAUCUGACUCCAAACUACCAGGGAUCAUCUGGACCCUGGUUCUCCAACAUCAGUGUGACCAACGUAGCUGAGAGACUGAAGUCUGCUCUGGUGUUCUGGCUGAAUGAAGGCGUGGAUGGCGUGCAGUUGUCGGGGGUGGAGCGGGUGGCCGGUGUGGUGCCUUCUCUGUGGACCGACAUUCGAGCCAUCAUACAGAAUGGGACAAGUCCCAAAAAGAGAGUCCUGAUUGGUGUCACAGAGCGCUCCUCCGCUGAAGACGUGUCCGCCCUCCUCAACUCCACUGGCGUCGACCUGCUGAUCUCUAGGGUCCUCCUCCACAACAACAAGGACCACGCUCAGUCCGUCCAGCUCCUGUAUUCGUCCCACAUCCAGACCAAGCUGGCCUGGAGCCUGGGGGGGAGGGCCGAGGGUCAUCUGGCGUCGCUGGUGGGUCCGGCUCAGGUCAAACAACACCAGCUGCUGCUGCUCACGCUGCCCGGGACGCCCGUCAUCAACUACGGAGACGAGAUCGGCUUGAUGGACGAGGGCACCAAGUUUCCCAGGAUGCUUUGGGACUCUGAUGAGGAGCUGAAUGGGACUCUGCAGGAGGAGAGAGCCGAGCGGUUGUCCUGUCGCAGUUUUUUCCGCAGUCUGAGCGAGCUUCGUGGUAAAGAGCGCUCCCUGCUGUUCGGUGACUUCUUCCUCCUCACUAACUCCUCCUCUUCCUCCCUGGCGUACCUGCGGCUCUGGGAUCAGAGCGAGCGUUACCUGGCCGCCUUCAACUGGGCGGAGGAGGCGGCGGUGCUGCAGUUAACAGACGUGCUGCUGCCCCGGCAUGCUGUGGUCGUCCACAGCACCAACAGCAGCGCCCUGCCUGCCGACAAAAGUGUGGAUCUGACAUACCUCCGGCUCGGCCCCGGACAGGCUGCGCUCCUCAGGUUUCCCUACACUGGAUAGAGUUUGGAUCCUGUCAUCAGCUGUUAUGUCCCGAAAACAUGAUGAUUGAAGCCUCAUUUAGACACCACAAGUUAAAAUGAAUAACUCUUUACCCAUUUUAACUCUGGAUACUGCAGGGAUGUUAAUUAGAGUCAAAACUCCUUCUCAGAGUCAUAACUGAGUCAAAUGUGAACACACAGACAUGAAACACAUAUUAUAUAAUUUAGAUGUCCAUACAGAAUAAAAGACCAAAAAUCCACUUAGAAAUCACAGAAAAGAAGCUCCUUAUAACGGAGAACUUGAGCCUGAGAAUCUUUAAUCUUCCACUAAUAAGUGUCAGUACAUCCAAAGGUUCACGGCUAACAGGAGCUGCUAGCAGCUAAUUCAGCAUAUUUUUAAUGGAGACAAUUUGACAAAAUGUGAAUGAAUCUAAGCUUAAAAUAGCUGUAAAGAGAAUAACAGUACUUACUGUAGCCCCUGCUGACUUUGAAGAGUAACUUUAAGUAUUUUUCAACAUGGACCUUAUUUUCAAAGUGACUGAGAUCCACAGUUUAAAACUUGUCUGAAUGAGGCUUUAUCAGAAGGAUCUGCUUAAUAAAUGUUUCAUGGUGUUUUUCAGCAGCUCCUUCACAUUAAGAGUUGGAUAUAAAUCUACACCUGUUCUCUCUGUGUUGUGCAUUCUUUGAAAACUAAAUAAAAACUAAGGAAAAGUA
Dicentrarchus labrax (European seabass) is the source of this 2515-nucleotide messenger RNA. It is a transcript of the gene slc3a2b, whose product is annotated as solute carrier family 3 member 2b. Gene Ontology annotation, biological process: carbohydrate metabolic process; amino acid transport. Bases 174 to 1823 code for a protein of 549 amino acids. NCBI's taxonomy places the organism in Eukaryota, Metazoa, Chordata, Actinopteri, Moronidae. The transcript is spliced from 8 exons. The record is from RefSeq and is a predicted model, not a curated record.